Messenger RNA from Lutzomyia longipalpis, 1659 nucleotides. RefSeq names its product cytosolic non-specific dipeptidase (gene Cndp2). The record is from RefSeq and is a predicted model, not a curated record. The coding region runs from base 111 to 1550 and encodes 479 amino acids. The transcript has 4 exons. NCBI's taxonomy places the organism in Eukaryota, Metazoa, Arthropoda, Insecta, Diptera, Psychodidae. Gene Ontology annotation, biological process: proteolysis. Gene Ontology annotation, molecular function: metallodipeptidase activity.
CAGCUAACAGCGCCAUAACUUGCAGCGGUAUUUUUUGAAAUUAAAUCGUGAAUUUUUUUGAGCGCUUUUUUUGACAACUCCGGCAGUUCAUUCCGACUUCCUGACCAAGAAUGUCGUCGUUCCCGGAUAACUUGAAGACUCUCUUUGAGUACAUUGAAGCCCACAAGGGGCAGUACGUGGAAACCCUGCGCGAAGCAGUGGCUAUUAAAUCUGUCUCAGCAUGGCCAGAUCAUCGUGGAGAGAUCACGAAGAUGGUACACUGGACAAAGAAGAAACUAGAAGAUCUUGGAGCAACAGUUGAACUGGCUGAUGUGGGGAAGCAGACUCUCCCAGAUGGUUCCCAGAUUCCACUCCCGGAGGUUAUUCUCGCAUCACUGGGCAAUGAUCCAGCACUGAAGACUGUGUUAAUCUAUGGGCAUUUGGAUGUGCAACCAGCACUGAAGGAAGAUGGUUGGGACACAGAGCCUUUUGUGCUGACUGAGAAGGAUGGGAAGAUGUUUGGUCGUGGUGCAACUGACGACAAAGGUCCCGUUAUUUGUUGGCUGCAUGCCAUUGAGGCUAUGCAGGCGCUCAAACAACCCCUCCCGGUGAACCUCAAGUUUGUCUUUGAGGGCAUGGAGGAGAGUGGUAGCGAAGGUCUCGAUGAUCUCCUCUUUGCACGCUCUGGGACAUUCCUCAAGGAUGUUGACUAUGUCUGCAUCUCUGACAACUACUGGUUGGGCAAGGAGAAGCCCUGCAUCACGUACGGACUUCGGGGGAUUUGCUAUUUCUUCAUUGAGAUCGAGUGCGCCAAGAAGGAUCUGCACAGUGGAGUCUUCGGUGGGAGUGUUCAUGAGGGCAUGGCUGAUUUGGUUUACCUCCUCAAUACCCUUGUGGAUGUUCAGGGACACAUCCAAAUUCCCAAUGUCUACCGCGAAGUAGCUCCACUGUUGCCGAAUGAGAAGGAAAUCUACGAAGGAAUUAGCUUCGAUCUCAAUACCUACCGCGAGGAUCUUGGUGCUAAACAACUACUCCAUCGUGAGGAUAAAGUUAAAACCCUUCAGCAUCGUUGGCGCUUCCCCAGCUUGUCUAUUCACGGCAUUGAGGGAGCUUUCUAUGAGCCAGGGCAGAAGACUGUCAUCCCACGGCGUGUUGUUGGGAAAUUCUCCAUUCGCAUUGUGCCAAAUCAACAACCGGAGCAAAUUGAGGCGUACGUGAAGGAGCACGUUGAGGCCAAAUGGCGUGAACGUGGCUCACCAAAUCACAUGAAGGUCUACAUGGCGCACGGUGGGAAACCCUGGACUGAGGAUCCCAAUCAUCCGCACUACCAAGCAGCCCGUGAAGCUGUUAAGCAUGUCUUUGGCGUUUAUCCAGACAUGACACGCGAAGGAGGUUCAAUCCCGGUUACACUAACUUUGCAACAGGCAACGGGGAAGAAUGUUAUCUUGAUACCCGUAGGGGCUGCAGAUGAUGGUGCUCACAGUCAGAAUGAAAAGUUGGAUCUUCUCAACUACAUUCAAGGGACCAAACUCCUGGGUGCCUAUUUGCACGAAGUUGCUCAGCUAAAGUGAAAAACGGGAAAAUGCGCAUUUUGUUUAUAAAUUAAAUCCCAGUUUGAUUUUUUUGUUGGCGCACGCAUAAAAAUGCAUCACAUUUUAAUAAAUAAAAAAAGAAAAUAUA